AUGUCGGGCAACGACUUCACCCUCAGCCCAUCCGAGCAGAGAGAUGGCCGGCGCAUAGACAUGCUUUAUAUCCCCGCCAACAAUGCGACAAGGACUUCAUUGAACGUGAUGGACGCAACAGAAUUAUAUCCCCAUGUCAUGGUAAUCUCAUCCGAUGGGUUUUCCGAUAAACGAUUUCGAGAUUCUACGUUCACCAAAGAAGAACCUCGCACUUUCUACACCCACCCCUGCCAAGCAUUGGCAAAGAGCAUCAGAAUAUGUAUAUCCCGGAGCCUAUUUCCUCAAUUGGAUCAAACCCCUUUGGAUAAAAUGAUCGCUCUCUGCCACAUAUUCUUCAGGAAACAGAAGAGCAUCCUGAUUCUUGAGAAAUACGAUGAUCUUUUUGUACAAGCCAUAUACAAAGUCGCCCUUCAAGUAUGUGCAAUUCAAAAAGACAAUACAUCAAAACUUAAUGAAACAACUCUAGAGGGUUAUUAA
Phycomyces blakesleeanus NRRL 1555(-) is the source of this 477-nucleotide messenger RNA. RefSeq lists its product as hypothetical. The coding region runs from base 1 to 477 and encodes 158 amino acids. The record is from RefSeq and is a predicted model, not a curated record. Lineage: Eukaryota; Fungi; Mucoromycota; Mucoromycetes; Mucorales; Phycomycetaceae. The transcript is spliced from 3 exons.